This is a messenger RNA of Rhizoctonia solani, 249 nucleotides long. Its product is annotated as glucosyltransferase. Bases 1 to 249 code for a protein of 82 amino acids. NCBI's taxonomy places the organism in Eukaryota, Fungi, Basidiomycota, Agaricomycetes, Cantharellales, Ceratobasidiaceae. The transcript is spliced from 3 exons. The record is from RefSeq and is a predicted model, not a curated record.
AUGUCUCACUGGGAGCUCAGGCCUAAGAAUACUCAAACGUAUGUCGAAUGUCUUUACGAAUGGAGCGACGCGGUCAAGGCUAGCCUCAACUGGCGCACCUUCGUCACCGAGGGCAGUACUCAAAUCUGGCACGCAAUUCCAAUCAUCAACGAUAUGCCGAUGUUUGACUACGCUGGUAAGGCAGGGUCUAUCGACGAUGCGAAGAAUGUAGCCGCCAAAUUACUGAGUGACAAGCAUGCUUUGAACUAG